AUUACGAUAAAAGAAAUAUCUAAUAAUGAUAAUGAAGCUAGAUCUAGUUGUUUCCAGCAAUAUGCAUCACCAUUGAUGAAUAGUGAUAAAAUUGAAAGUGCUGCAUUUAACUGAAAGUCAAUGUGCCUGAAAUUCAUUAAUUUGUUUUAUAUAAGACUUACAAAGCAAUACCUUAAAAAACAAAAAUGAUAAAAAAAACAUUGGCAAAAAGGCUCUCAGCUGGCGGUACCUGAUAAAUUACAAGUGAUAUAUAGAGACAAGUUUUACAAAAGUUUUACAAGUUAACAAAAGAAUUCCAUGCAUGUGUUCAGAUAUGUUAUCUUUAAAGAGUGCUUUAUGCAUGCAUCUAUUUCUUAAUAUAAGGCUUUUCUAAAAAUUCAAAAAAUAUCAUGCCAUAACAUUCAAGAAAAUAUAUUUGUGCAGCAUUCAAGUUCAAAGACGAUAAAGUGGACUUCCUAAUUAUGUAUUGUGCCCUUACUUUAUUAAAAAUAUUUUGUUUAUUUAUAUUUUAUUAAUUAAGAAAA
Molecule: messenger RNA, 524 nt
Organism: Teleopsis dalmanni
Lineage: Eukaryota; Metazoa; Arthropoda; Insecta; Diptera; Diopsidae
Source: RefSeq, a predicted model, not a curated record